GUUCUGUUGGUUUUAUUAAAGCCGCUCUUCAAAUCAAGAAAACCUGUGCACAAAACAAGAUGGAUGCUGCAUCAUUAACGCGACUCCGUUAAUGGAGAAUUAAAAGCUGUUGAAGGUAGGCCGUGGUGUAAAUGGCGUCCUCAUGUCAAGGUGAAUUAUCUGCUGGGCACUUAGAGAUAUGUCACCUUGGAUGUGAUAACGUUAGAGAUACCUUAAGUAUGCAGUCAGUAACUCGGUCAUUCAACAGCUGAUUCAAGCCUCAUGACAAGAUGGAAACCGCCACUACAACAGAUCCAACUCAGAACAACGAAAUGGAGGAUGGGGAGCAUGUUGAUGAGCAGCUACCUUCGUUAUCCAACUCAGAUAAAGAUAACAAGGUACCCAGCGAACGUAAAGUCGCCAUGGCAUCUCCGAGGGUAUCAGGUGAAGACUCGGCCCUGUUAGACUCAACGGGAAACAUUCAGUCUUACAAGCGAAGGUGGUAUGUUCUGAUGGUGUUCUCGUUUGCUGCUCUUCUUCAGGCAGCCGUGUGGAACACUUUCGGACCUAUUGCUCAGUCAGCUAAGGCUGUGUUCGGGUGGUCGGAUGCCAAUAUAGGCAUGUUGAACAACUGGGGAAAUAUUGUGUACAUCGUGUUCAUGUUUCCAGUGGCCUGGUUGAUGGAUGUUAAAGGACUACGGGUAUCAAUGCUGUUGUGCUCUGUGGUGCUGGUGUUUACGACUGCCAUACGAUGCAUCACCAGUGACCCAGUACCAGCCACAUGGUUGAUGAACACCGCAGCUAUAACACUUGGUUUGGCUGCAACUGUGCCAUUCGCCGGCCCCGCCCUCCUCUCCGCCACAUGGUUUCCCCCCAAUCAGAGGGCCACAGCAACAGCCGUGUCAACUAUCUUUACCUACGUCGGCAUAUCCGUGAGCUUCAUCAUAGGGCCGCUCUUGGUGCCACAGCCAGAUGAACCAUCCUUGAACAUGACGCACAUACUACUUUUAAAUUCAAGUCGCAUCAACUCCAGUGGGUUCAGUCUGACGCCAGCCGCUAACAUAUCCGAGGUGAGAAGCGGUAUCAUGAGACUCAUGUAUACAGAAUGUGCGGCGUGUGUGUUGCUGCUGCUCCUGGUGGUGGUGUACUUCCCUGCCAAGCCUCCGUCUCCCCCAAGUCUCACAGCGUCCAUAGAGAGGAUAAGCUACCUACAGGGGAUCAAAAGAUUAUUCACGCACAGACGCUUCUGGAUGAUAAUGACGGCCAUCAGUAUACCAUCGGGAGUUUACAGCGCGUUUGGAGCUGUGUUGGAUGUCGUCCUGCAUGGUGUCGGUAUAUCACAGUACCAUGCAGGUUGGAUGGGAUUUUAUGGAACGACAGGUGGUUGUGUAGCAGCACUACUGAUGUCCAGGAUUGCAGAUCUGUUUCUACGCCACAUGAAGAUGAUGCUCUUACUGCUGUUCGUCUUAGCAACAGGCGCCACAGCCUGGUUUGUUUUACUUCGCCUGUCCUACAUCCCCUUCAGUUUAGUGUCGCUGUACCUGUCCACCAUCUUGAUGGGAGUCUUCAUCAAUGCUUCUAUACCUCUGUUCUACGAGCUUGGGUGUGAGGCGUCUUAUCCUAUUGCUGAGGGAGUGACGGUCGGUGUCCUCACCAUCGCCAACAACCUGACUGGUGUCAUCUUCCUUUCUGUGCUGCAGAUCCCGAAAAUAGGUACUGUGUGGAUGAACUGGGCCAUGCUGGGCUCCGUAGGAGUUGCCGUUCCUCUACUUCUGUUGUUCACAGAGAAUUACACCAGGACUGACAUCGACACACAGGUGAUCAUUGUUCCAGAACCUGAUGAGGGUGGUGCUGUAUCGAUCAAUACCGACAUUAAAGUUAGAUGAUAGGAAAACAUCAAACAUCCAAACAGUGUAAUCAAAUACUCCUUUCCUCCUUAUUGAUGAAUGUGUGGGUUUAAGUUUCAUACUGUGGCCCGAUUGGACUGAUAUGAUUGUACAUGUGUUUCUCAUGGAUGUGGACAGGUUUUGUCCGUUCUCUUAAGGAGAUAUAUCGAUAUUGUUUUCAUGAAGGAAAACUCUGAUACUCACAGUCACGCAUAUAGACUUUCAAGCAAAAUGUAAUCCACGUUAUAUAUGACUGUUUCACUAUUUAUGAACGUGUGUGUGUUACCAAGAUUGUUAAGACAGUUACAUGUUGGUUGGGUGCAAACACUUGCUCCUGCACAUUAUCUAUCUUAAAAAGAGAUGAAAAAUAACAUGUCUGGGAAAAAGACCAAGGGGCAAUUGUUCAUAACUAUUUACAACGUUGUUAUAAAACUAUAUUGUCUUUU
Molecule: messenger RNA, 2311 nt
Organism: Haliotis rubra (blacklip abalone)
Lineage: Eukaryota; Metazoa; Mollusca; Gastropoda; Lepetellida; Haliotidae
Product: solute carrier family 49 member 4 homolog
Exons: 11
Coding region: 270-1865 (531 amino acids)
Biological process (GO): transmembrane transport
Cellular component (GO): membrane; intracellular membrane-bounded organelle
Molecular function (GO): transmembrane transporter activity
Source: RefSeq, a predicted model, not a curated record